Molecule: messenger RNA, 1901 nt
Organism: Tribolium madens (black flour beetle)
Lineage: Eukaryota; Metazoa; Arthropoda; Insecta; Coleoptera; Tenebrionidae
Product: maltase 2-like
Exons: 4
Coding region: 115-1842 (575 amino acids)
Biological process (GO): carbohydrate metabolic process
Source: RefSeq, a predicted model, not a curated record
UAACCAGUUUUAGUCGUAGUCAAGUAUUUCAAAUCUAAUCUUGGAUCAAUAUUACGUGUCCUACUACUACUAUAAAAGUCCAGCGUGAGUGUUUGUGUUUAGUUAUUAACUACAAUGCAGUUCAUAAUCUUACAAUUAGUGUUUCUUUUCGCAAUUUGUUUAGCAGCAAACGCUGCUACUAUGAAUAAACAAAUUCGCAGUUUAGAUUGGUGGCAACAUGCCAAUUUCUAUCAAAUUUACCCACGAUCAUUCAAAGACAAAAAUAACGACGGCAUUGGCGAUCUUCAGGGAAUCAUCGAAAAACUGGAUCACUUCACAGAUGCUGUAAUCGAUGCGGUUUGGCUAUCACCAAUUUUUAAAUCACCGCAAGUGGAUCAGGGGUACGAUAUAAGUGACUAUAGGGACGUAGAUCCAGAUUAUGGAACAAUAGACGAUUUGAAAGAAUUGAUUCAGAAGGCUCACGCCAAAAAAAUUAAAAUUAUUUUAGAUUUUGUCCCUAAUCACACCAGUGAUAAACACCAGUGGUUCAUAGAUUCGGUAAAUGGUGUUGAAGAGUAUCGUGAUUAUUACGUGUGGGCUAACGCCAAAGUUGAUGAUGAUGGUAAUAGAGUGCCUCCAAAUAAUUGGAUAAGUAAUUUUAAAAAUUCGGCUUGGACGUGGAGUGAAGAGCGUCAACAGUACUACUUGCACCAAUUUGCUGCAGCCCAACCUGACUUAAAUUACCGAAAUCCAAAACUAGUGCAAGCAAUGAAGGAUAUUUUGACUUUUUGGCUUGACCAAGGGGUUGAUGGUUUUCGAGUUGAUGCCAUACCCUGUUUGUUUGAAAGUGAAGAACUCCUCGACGAACCCAAAUCAAAUAUUCCGGGCUACAACGACACAGAUUAUGAAUAUCUGGACCAUAUUUACACCAAGGACUUGCCUGAGACGUUUGAUAUGGUUUAUCAAUGGAGACAGUUACUCGAUGAUUAUACCACUAAAAAUGGGGGCGAUUCUAGAAUAUUUAUGACUGAAGCUUACACAGACAUAAACCAUACAAUGCUUUAUUAUGGAAGUGCCGAUGGCAGACAAUUGGGGGCCCAUUUUACCUUCAAUUUCUUUCUGAUCACUGACAUCAACAUUAAUUCAACUGCACAAGACAUUGUUGAUACCCUCAACAAAUGGCUAAAUGCAAUUUCCGAGAAUUACACUUCUAACUGGGUCUUAGGAAACCACGAUAAUCACAGAGUGGCCACUCGAUUUGGUGUUGCAAACGCUGACGGUUUCAAUAUGUUGAAAUCUCUUCUUCCCGGAGUUGCUGUGACCUACAAUGGUGAAGAAAUCGGUCAAGAAAAUGGUGAAGUAUCGUUCGAAGAAGGCAAAGAUCCGAGUGCUCGAGAUCCGGCUAUUUUCGAAAAAGUUAGUCGAGAUUUUGAACGCACACCUUACCAAUGGGAUGAUUCUACUAACGCUGGGUUUAACACUGGAGCCAAGCCUUGGCUACCAGUCAGCGAAAAAUAUGUUGAAACUAAUUUAAAGAAAGAGAAAGCCAAUUCUGUGAGCCAUUUCAAAGUGUACAAAGCUUUGGCUCAAUUGAGAGCUAAUCCGACCCUUAUUUCCGGAGAUGUGACGGUGAAAGCGGUCGAUGAGUAUACGGUUUUGAUAAAAAGAAGUUUUAAUGGGUCGUCAUUAGCUUUAGUCUUUAAUAUCGGAAAUGAUACCACUACUGUGGAUGUCGCUGAGGAUGUUUCCAAGUCUAACAAAGUUGUUCUUACAAAUGUUGAUUCUUCUAGGGAUACUGGGUCUGUCGUUGAUCCAUCGAAUUUGGAACUAGAAGCCCACGAAGCUUUAAUCUUAUCAUUUUAAACCUAGUUAUUAAAUGAAUAGUACGUGUGUGUGAAAUAAAUUUCGUAUAUUUGACUAAA